Molecule: messenger RNA, 1479 nt
Organism: Myotis davidii
Lineage: Eukaryota; Metazoa; Chordata; Mammalia; Chiroptera; Vespertilionidae
Gene: DENND6B
Product: DENN/MADD domain containing 6B
Exons: 18
Coding region: 1-1479 (492 amino acids)
Cellular component (GO): recycling endosome
Molecular function (GO): guanyl-nucleotide exchange factor activity
Source: RefSeq, a predicted model, not a curated record
AUGUCAGACCCCCAGCCAAGGUGGGUGCCACUGGGACAGGCGCUGGAGCUGGUGUACCCCAGUGACUUCCGGCUCACGGACAAGGAGAAGAGCAGCAUCUGCUUCCUGUCCUUUCCUGACUCCCACUCAGGCUGCCUCGGGGACACGCAGUUCAGCUUCCGCAUCCGUCAGUGUGGAGGGCGGAGGAGCCCUCGGCCCACCGACGACGACAGGCACUACGACAGCACGGCCCCCGUGUCACUGCAGAGGGAGUCCGCACACUACUUCGGCUACGUGUACUUCCGGCAGGUGAAGGACAGCUCCGUGAAGAGGGGCUACUUCCAGAAGUCUCUGGUGCUGGUGUCCCGCCUGCCCUUCACCCGGCUGUUCCAGGCGCUGCUGAGCCUCAUCGCCCCCGAGUACUUUGACAAGCUGGCGCCCUGCCUGGAAGCAGUGUGCAGCGAGAUUGACCAGUGGCCGGCCCCGGUGCCUGGGCAGACCCUGAACCUGCCAGUCAUGGGCGUCGUCCUGCAGGUACACGUCCCAUCCAGGGUGGACAAGCCUGAAUCCAGUCCUCUGAAGCAGUGUGGCCCAGAGAACCUGCUGCCGGCCCCGCUGGUGCUCACCAGUGUCCACGAGCUGGACCUGUGCAGGUGCGGGCAGGGCCUGCCCAGUGGUGCUCAGGGGCCUGCUGUGCCCCCACCCCCUCCCCCCCAAAGCUGCCUGCAGCCCCUCAAGUUCUGCUGCGACUAUCGCCCCUACUUCACCAUUCACGACAGCGAGUUCAAGGAGUUCACUACGCGCACGCAGGCCCCACCUAGUGUGGUCCUGGGGGUCACCAACCCUUUCUUCAUCAAAACUCUCCAGCACUGGCCCCACAUCCUCCGCGUUGGGGAGCCCAGGAUGUCAGGCGGCCUCCCGAAGCAGGUCAAGCUGAAAAAGCCCUCGAGGCUGAAGACCCUCGACACCAAACCAGGCCACUCCCCCCGACAGGAGCACUACAUGGCCAGCCUCAUGCCCCUGCGGAAGAGCAUCACGCCCUGGAAGACCCCUCCCCAGGUCCGCCCCUUCCACCAGGAGGACUUCCUGUGCAGCCUAGAGCAGGCGGGGCCCCAGCUCACCUGCAUCCUCAAGGGUGACUGGCUGGGUCUCUACAGGCGGUUCUUCAAGUCCCCCCACUUUGACGGCUGGUACCGGCAGCGGCGCAAGGAGAUGGCCCAUCAACUGGAGGCCCUGCACCUGGAGGCCAUUUGUAGGCGAAGCAGCGAGAGCCCAGCUCCCCACGGGGGCAGCUCUGGCUUCCUGUGCUUCCUGUCCGGAGGCACCGUGUGCCAGUCAGGGCUGCCCGUGGGCGCCGGAGGCUCGGAGGAGGUGCUCUGUGCCUCGGGGGUGGGCCUGCAGGUGCUUCGAGGCCAGGAGGCGGAGGCCAGGGUGCAGUCCUGGGGCGGCCACACCCAGGCCUGCCGCCUGCAGCUGUGCCAGGCCCCGGUCAUAGGUUAG